Drepanopeziza brunnea f. sp. 'multigermtubi' MB_m1 is the source of this 2763-nucleotide messenger RNA. RefSeq lists its product as uncharacterized. NCBI's taxonomy places the organism in Eukaryota, Fungi, Ascomycota, Leotiomycetes, Helotiales, Drepanopezizaceae. The record is from RefSeq and is a predicted model, not a curated record. Gene Ontology annotation, molecular function: protein binding.
AUGGCCGAAAUCAUCGGUCUCACAGCUUCCGUAGUCCAGCUCGUCCAAUUCAGCGGCGAUAUCCUAGUUGCAGGCUAUGGCUUCCUAUCAAAGGUCGCACGAGCGCCUGCUGAGAUGCGAGACCUGCUCUCCGAAAGUGCUGGAUUGAAUUGCGUUCUUGGCCACCUGCAGACGUUGGUAGAGUCGCCAGCUUCUCCAACUGACGCACUGCAUUCCCUUGAGAAGCUCGGGACUUUCAAAGAAUGUCACGCGUUGCUGGUAGGAAUCAAACGAUCCCUAGAUGCUUGCGAGCAGGUUCAUGGUAAAGACCUCCGAAAUUUUGGGCGCAAGCUAGUGUGGCCUUUCAAGGAGAGGGAAACGAGAGACGCUCUCCAGAGACUCGGCCGGAUUCGGGGGCUCAUAUCUUCUGCUAUUGAUAACGAUUCUGCAUUGGCACUUCGCCGCAUUGAAAAGGGACAGGCUGCGAUGCUCAAUGAAGUGACAGAUAUAUCUACGGGACUGAAAGUUCAGAUUUCUCGGGAUGACUUCACGAAAGUUACGGACUGGCUGUGUACUUUGACCGAAUGGAAUGCGUCAGAAAGUCUUCAGAGCGCUCUUCAGGUCCGACAUCAAGGAACCGGUACAUGGUUCCUGGAAUCUACGACUUUCAAAUCAUGGACUCGAAACGGAAAUGGGUUAUUUUGGAUAACUGGAGCUCCUGGGUCAGGUAAAACAGUCCUCUGCUCAACGAUCAUAGAGCAUCUUCGAGAUUCGUUCAGAUCACCAUCAACUGCCAUUCUAUACUUUUUCUGUGACCAUCGAGUUCAGCAAAAUCUGGCAUCAAGGUCAUUCUUGAUGUCUCUUGCCACGCAAAUGGUUUACCAGUCAGAAAAUUGCUUCCAAUACGCGCAAAAGUUAUACAGGGAGAAAACAAAGGACUCAGAGCGUGUACUGAAUACUUCCGAAUACGCCUCCCUCGUGAAGGUAUUUUUUAAGGAGUUUGAUCAAACCUUCGUUGCCGUUGAUGCACUGGACGAGGCCUCUGAUAAGGCGGCUAUUGCCCAUGCUUUGAAAGACAUGUUGGGAUUGUCCCCCAAACCGUCAAAUAACAAUAUAGGUGACCCCGCCGUUAAGAUCAUUUUGACAAGUCGGGAAGACAAAUCCAUCCAACGCAUUUUAGCGCCAUCGGGAACGGAGUAUUCACAGUUGACCUUGGAGAAGAAUUCACGCGCAGAUGUCGAAGGCUAUGUACGAUCUGAGGUCCAAGCCAGGAUUUUGUCCCGGGAGAUCAAGCUCCGAGACCCAGAGCUGGCGACUGUUAUCGAACGUACCAUAACUGACCGUGCCGGAACAUUUCUCCAGGCAAGGUUGCAACUGGAUAUGAUCUCAACAUUGAAGACAGACAAGGCGAUCAGGAUGACCUUGCAGACUCUCCCCGACGGAUUAACAGCAAUCUACGAAAGCGUUUUGGAAUCAACACUGGAGCAGUAUCCCACGCAGGUCCAAGAUAUCAAGCGCAUAUUACAAUGGCUCGUUUGCUGCGCUGAGCCGCUCACUGCUUCCGAGUUGGCCGAGAUCGUUGCGAUCGGGCCGGAAGACAAAUCCUUAGACCUUGACGGGGUUCCAAUAGAUCACGAAGACGUUACUGAGCCCAUCUCCCAACUAAUUGCCCUCGAGCACGAAGGUGGCGACGUCAUUGUCCAAUUCAGUCACUUCUCUAUACAAGAGUAUCUGUGCGGAAGAAAAAUAGCCGCCGGACCGCUCAAAGAUCUCCAUAUAGACGAGGAAGAAGCCCAUGCUCUGGCUGCUGAAAUAUGCGUCCAAUACCUAUCUUUUUCGGAUUUCAAUGAGCCUCUUUCUGCGGGCUUAGCCAGUCCUACGAAACAUUUGAAUCGAGAAUUGAAGACCUUUUCUUUACUGGAAUAUGCAACAUUGUACUGGCACUAUCACCUUCGCAUGAGCAAUAUGACCCGUGAGGCAUUUGCUGCUCGCAUGGUGCCACGACUGCAAUGGUUCCUAAACUCUGAAACCCAACCAAACAUAUUCACUCACUGGCAGGCAAUGAUCCUGAUGCUAAAGCCGGAUGAUAAAUCGAGCACCCACUCACCAUUAUGCUUCGCCAUCAGACACGGGCUACGGCCAAUCGUCGAUGCUAUGCUCCCGUUGCUGUCCAACGUCAACCUCGUCUUCCCCAAUGGCUUCACCUGCCUCGGUGCCGCCGCUAGCGGAAGCCAAGUCCAAAUCGCAAAAGCGCUCCUCAACCGAGGAGCAGACGUCGAUCUGCCUACGGGAGACAGAGGCCAAACGCCCCUCCACCUGGCCGCCGAGAACGGGGACGAGGAAAUGGUCCGGUUCCUGCUGAACGCAGGCGCAUCCAUCUAUGCACGAUCUGAUUCCAAGACCACCCCGUUCUACCGAGCGGCCCGGAGCGGCAACUUGAACGUUCUCCGCCUACUCUACGACAAGGGAAGCGACAUCAACGCGAAGAGCUGGGAUGGCUGGACGCCGCUGAUGGAGGCUGUAGAGAAUGGACACGCGGCGGCUGUGAAACUCUUGCUUGGCUGGGGCGCCGACCCGGGAAUCUGCACUCGUUAUGGCAACACGGCUCUGGGUCUUGCCGCGAGCUAUAGAUCCGCCCCGAUUCAGGCGCUCCUGGAAGCGGCCGUGAAGAUUCAUGGAGAGGCCGCAGCGAAUGAGUCGAGAGUAGAUGAGCCACCGGAUGUAGAUACAGGGGAUUGUGAUAGUGAGGACAGUGACCUGGAAACGGUGUUUAUCUCUUACUGA